UUACGAGGAAGCGGUCCUCUGAUAGGCUAAACCUCGGGCGUUAAAAACACCCUUUUCUUGAUAAAUAGGCGUGACACAGAUCUCGUGAUUCAGGGAAAUAAAAAGGUGUCAGGCCGCCCUCGUUUCCACACGGCUGGAGGAAGCUACUCAAAGGGUCACAGAAAACGCAAAAGUAAAAGCAACAUGGAUGUCCGGACUGGUUUCGUUGUUUUGUUCUGCCUGAUUGGACUCACCUGUGCGGAUCCAGUGAAGUUCAAAGACUGCGGGUCCUCAAGUGGCAAAGUGAGCAUGGUGGACAUUACCCCUUGCGCCAGUCAGCCAUGUGAGCUACACAAAGGACAGUCCUACAGUGUCAAUGUUACAUUCAACAGUGGUGUGGUAAGCCAGACGAGUACUGCAGUGGUUCACGGUGUCAUUGCUGGAGUUCCUAUCCCCUUCCCCAUUCCCAUUGAAGAUGGCUGCAAGUCUGGAAUCCAGUGUCCCAUCCAGAUGAAGCAGCAGUAUCACUAUUUGAACUCUCUUCCUGUGAAGUCUGAGUAUCCCUCUAUAAAGCUGGUUGUGAAGUGGGAACUGAAAGACGACAACAAAAAUGACUUGUUCUGCAUCAAUUUCCCCGUUCAGAUUGUGAGCUAAGCUAGCAAACAGUAUCUUUAACAAGUGGUGUUUCUGCUUUGAGUAAAAACAAACUAAAGGGUGUAAAUGACUGUAGUUAAGAUCUCAUUUUUAUUCAUUCAUCAAAAUGAUUUUAAGAUGCCUUUCACUAGCUCACAAGACUUUGCUGCACAUGCACACCUUGAAUCCUGCUGAAAUAAAAUCAAUGGCUGGCUUGAUUUUGAUUCUAACAGUCAUUUUUAAGAUUUGCAGAAUAAUGCGGCAAAUCGGCUACAUUCCACUACAGUGCAAAUCUUACUGGCUGCUGUGUAGUCAAAGGGUACACAAUAUACUUUUUCUUUACUGGAAACUUUUGUAAUAUUUCUUACUGACCUUGUACUGUAAGAUGAUGAUUGGAAUAUGAAGACUUAAAUUCUAAUAAAUGAAACUAAUGUACCCAA
This is a messenger RNA of Larimichthys crocea (large yellow croaker), 1052 nucleotides long. Its product is annotated as NPC intracellular cholesterol transporter 2. The transcript has 5 exons. The coding region runs from base 184 to 633 and encodes 149 amino acids. Gene Ontology annotation, molecular function: cholesterol binding. The record is from RefSeq and is a predicted model, not a curated record. NCBI's taxonomy places the organism in Eukaryota, Metazoa, Chordata, Actinopteri, Sciaenidae. Gene Ontology annotation, biological process: cholesterol efflux; intracellular cholesterol transport.